UAUUCGGACAAUAUUGCCAAUGGCUUGUGAAGUUCAAAUUCGUAUUGGAAGCAGUAACACGUGGUUUCGAUAACCUUUCCUUUCUGUUCAGAAUUGUUUUUUUCAUAAGGCAUUAGUCUUUUGUCCGAUAUAUGAUUAAAGAAGAUGUCACGCUCCGUGAAAGAUUCAGACGAUGAUUUUGAGCCAAAACCAUCUGUUGGUCGUAUGCAGACUCGAAUGCUUACUAUACAAUCGGCGAAUUCUCCGUUACGCCGAAGCAGCAGAAUAAAACAGAAUAAAUAUUCGCCAGGUUCUGAAAGUGAUAGUAGUAUCAGCAGUAUUCAAACAACUCGGAGUGCUAGACCACGAACAACAACUAUGGAUUCCACUGCCUCAGAUACAACAAAGAAGUUACGUACUAGAAAGCAUUCCAUUUCUUCAGAAAUUAGUGAGAUUGACAUUGAUAUCCCACGAACACCUGUAAAACGAACUACAAGACAAAGUUUAGGAGCUACAAGUCUUAUUAAUACACCAACCAGAGUUAAUACUCGAGCAACCAGUAAGCGCUUUAUGCGUGCUGGUUCCGAGACAAAAUCACCAUUGCCAGCAACUAGAACCACACGUAGAACAAGAGCAAGGUCUAUCGAUCCAGAAUCUUUGACUGAAAAUAAGAACCAAUCUAGUUCACCAACCAAGACACGUAGGCGAGCAUCUGUGUUGCCAUCGAGUUCUCAGAUUAAAGAACAAACUGAACCCAAUGAUCAUAUACCUUAUGUACGAUUGGAUUCUACAAUAGUUGAAACUGAUGAAAUUACAAAUUCCGGAAAUUCAGAUUCUUCGCCAGAUAAACAUUUACAUCAAAUUAAAAGAAAACUUCAAAAUGUAGUUAAAGAUAAAGUUGAAGAAGAUGAUAGUGAGUAUGAAAAUGUAAAGACUUCAACUGAUUCGUCAAAAUCUGAUGAAACACUUCAAUUGUCAGAAAAAAAAGAUGCAACACAAACUGAGGAUAUUACUAGAGAAACAGCGAAGGACACAGAGAAUACUCUCGAUAAAGAGCAAAAGAAGUUUGAAGAAACUCCAUCAUCCGACAAGAGUACAAUCGAAGAAUUCUCUACCUACUCUUCUCCAAAUCAUCAAAAUUCCACAAAAAAAGACACAAAAAUUGAAAAUCUUUCAGAUAUAGAAAAUUCAUUACUCGACAUAUGUGGAUCAAAUAAAGAAAUGGAGGUUAUGCCCGAAAACUUAUCAGGUACUUCUAUUGAGGAGGAAAAAAGUAACAAGGAAAAUCAAAUGCUGAAUGUUAUUAGUGAUGUAGCAGAAAAGCUUGUGCAGCCUAAGUCGGCAUCUUCUAUCAAACCUUUUACUUCACCUUUUAUGGAUAAAUUAUUAACUGAGAAGGAAACUAUAAAAAAGGAUGUAAAUUUAAAUAAGAGGAUUCGCUCAAGAGAAUCGACAGAAGUUGCAAUUAAAUAUAGUGAUCUGUCAAAAGAAACUAUUGAUAAUUCUCAAGAAAAAAUGGAUAUUUCUAUAAAAUCUAUAAAUUCAAGUGCUUCAGAUAAAAUUAUUUUGUUACAUGAAAGUACAGAAGUAGUUGAUAAAGUUGCUAACAAAGAUGAAAUAUCUACUGAAAAUAUAUCUGCUUAUAAAGAGGAUGCAACGGAAAUAAUUAGCGAAUUAGGGAAAACUGAUACAAAAGAAUGUACUACUACAGAUAACAAAAAUUUUAACAAAAGUGAGUCAGAUGAAGUAGAUAAAACAUCGCGUUUAUCUAUAAAUCUAGAUAAGUCAAAGCAGACAAGUGAUAGUAGAGAAAGUCUCGCUUCUAUGGAUGAAAACGAAAUAAAAUUAGCGUUAGAAGAACAAAAUCCACAUUGUAAUGAUAACGAAGUUUCAUUAAACGUAGCACACUCUAAGCCUGAUCAAUCAGUAGAUUUACAAAUAUCGUCACCAAUUAAUAAAACAUCUAAUAACUCAGCUACUGUAACAGAUAAAGUUUUAACUCAAGUUAAGAUAAUAGUAACUGAUAGUUCUGAUUCUACAGAAGAGGAAAAUUUAUUGAAAGAAGAAACAGAGGAAACGACGUCCCUAUCUUCUAAUGUUGUCCUGGAGACAAAUAAUUCCACAAGUAAUGACUCGAAUGAUACAAUAAUUCAAGAUAACCAAUUUACUGAUGUAAUAGAAGCAUCUAAAAAAUCGGCAAUGGAUAUAUCAUUUGAGAAAACAGAUUCAAAAGAUGUUUUGUCAGAAAAAGUGAAGCCAAAUUUAAAACGGAAAAGUACAGAUAAUUUAGAAGGAGAAAAGCAAAGUUUACAAAUGGAAAGGACUCAAAAAGAUCAAGAAAAUAUAAAUGUCGUUGAUGAUGUUUCUGAUGUCAAUGACGGCAUUAGUUUAUUCCAAGAUAUCCCCGCUGACAAAUGGAAGGAGAAAAACGAUGUUAAAACUGGUUCAGUACAGUCUACCUCCCAACUAGUGGAAGAGGAGGAAAAAGAAAAUGAAUCUGAACACGAUCUUAUCUUAGUGGACAAACAAGCAUGGUUGGCGGCUGAAACCAUAAAAGCGGUAAAAGAAGCAGAAGCUUUUGAAUACGAUUCCGAUGACACCGUAUUAUUAAAGAGUCGAUUAGACUCGCUCGCGUCACAAGCGAAUUAUAAUAUUGAACAAUUAGCCACCGUAGAUGAAGAACUUACAUUGGAUAUUGAUUCUAAUGAAAAAAAUGAAAAACAAGUAAAAAAACGAAAAUCAAGAACUAAAAAGAGACUUGUAUCCGAAAUAGAUGAAGAUAUUUCUAGAUAUACAGAAGAUGAGAAUUUAAUCCCUGUUGAUAAAUCUUUAAAUGAUUCCAAAACAGCUUUAAAUCGAACUAAUGACCGAUCCAUAUCCAGAUUAAAUAAAUCAGGACAGUCAGAAAAAACAAAAAGACGAUCUUCCAAAGCAAGUAAUGAAUUAGAGAAAGAAAUUGAAGAUGAUUCCAAUGAAUUAAAUAGAAGUUCGCUAACAAGUAGGAACAAUAUAUCUUUACGAAAAUCGACAGGAAAAAGAACAUCAUUAAACAAAUCUUCGAAAGAUGUAUCUAUGCAAAAUAUUUCUCCAAAUAAAUCUCAAACAGAUAAUUCAGAGAAAGAACUUGACACAGCUGCACGUACUAGGAAAAAAUUAUAUAAGAAAAAACGUUCCUUAGAACAAUCGUGUAAUGAAGAUAUAGAUGAUAAUGCAACCGAAUCUGAAAAGAAGAAUGUAGCAACUGAAAAUUGCAAAAAGCAUGAAAAUACAUCCUUAAAUCAUUCUACGGGUCAGGAAUCAGAGCCGAUGGAUACUGGAAAAAUAAUGCAUUUGAACGAAAGUGAUGAUAGCGACAUAGAUGUAAGCGUAAUAGCUAUGGAUCUUGCAUCUAAAACUUCUAUGAUAGCAAAUAUGGGAUCGGAUAGCGAUGAAUCGAAUCAAGUUCCAUUCCGUGAAUACCUAUUUAGAAAAGCAAACAGCGAAAGUAGUAGUACUGACGAUAGUAAUGGCUAUUCUGAUAGCCUCAACAGAGAAUACAAUCUGGAUGGAUUGGAACGUAAGUUUUCUGAUGAUGAUGUAGCUGCUGAUGAAUGUAGGGAUUCAGAAGUAGAAUUUUCAGAUUCUGAUGAUAACGGUUCAGAUCUUGAAGAUUUUAUAGUUGAUGAUAAUGAAGUAGAAAAUGAUGAAGAAGAUAAUGACAUUGAAGCAGAAAAUGACGACGAAGAAAAUGAUGAAGAAGAUAAUGACAUUGAAGCAGAAAAUGACGAUGAAGAAGAUAAUGACAUUGAAGCAGAAAAUGACGAUGAAGAAGAUAAUGAUACUGGAGCAGAAAAUGCUGAAGAAGAUAAUGACAUUGAAGCAGAAAAUGACAAAGAAGAUAAUGAAGAUGAUGAUAACGCUGUACAAAAAGAAAAAGUGGAAGAUGAAAAAGAGAAAGCGAAUUUUAACACGAAAUUAAUAAAUCUCGAAAGUGAAAAUGAAGACAAUGAAGAUGUACAGAAAAAAGAUAUAGCAGACAAAGACACAAAUCAAAAUAAAUUCAUCAAAAUGGAAGAUGUUUCUUUAUACGCCAAUACCUCUCAUAAACUGUCAAAAACCCAUAAAAAUAAUAACAAAUCUAUCGAACAUAUUUCACCUUGUAGAAGUGAGACAGAAACAAAACAAAACAAAAAAAUGAAAUCUAAUAUGAAGAAAAAUGAGAAACCUAUUUUACAAGAUUUAUCAAAUUCAAACUUGUCGAGUAAGAAGAAGAAAAAAAAAUCUUUUGUGAAGGAAAAUGAAACUGCUUCGUUCGAAAUGUGUCACUUAGCCUCUUCAUCACUUCAAAAUAUGUUGACUCCACAACAUUCACAAACUGAAACUGAACGCAACUUGAGUGAACAAUUAAAUAAAUGUAAAUCAGCAUUUGCAAAAUUGUCGGAAUUACACGCGUUAAUGGAAUUUAGUACCUCAGAUCUUAACAGCUGUAAGAAAUUAGAACUUGAUGAAACAUUUGAAAGAAUUCCGGAAAAUAAAGCUAAUAAGUCAAACAAUACGAUUAAAACAACACAAAAUAUUUCAGUCAAGGAUGAAUCAAAGGAUCUUAUAUUAAAUAAAGACAGUCCGAAGAAGUUCGAAGAUGCAAGUAAAGAAAAGAUAUCAGACGAUCUUUUACCUGACUUAUUGAAAAAGAUAAGAGGGUUAACAAAUCCUCUGAAAUCACUCAAGACAUCAUCACGUAAAACAAUGAAUAUAGAUAUUGAAACACCAAGAUUAAAAUAUCUUAGAAAAGAGAAAUUAAACGAAAGUGCGCCAACUAAAUUAGAAUAUAGUACAGAAACUAAUUCAUUACAGGAACAAUUAUCUGCAGAAAAGGAUAUUACACAAAUAAGAAUAAAAGAGAAAAAUAAAGACAAAAUAUAUGAUUUGAUAAUACCGUCUAAUGACGAUGUCAUACAAAAAUGUAGUCAAAAGAAACAGAAAAAACGUAAAAGACAAGACUCGUCAAAUAAAAAUAUGAGUGAUAAAGUUUUGUCUGAAGACGUAACAGAAUUAAAUGUUCCUAAAAAGAAAAUCAAGCUAACUCCAUUAACUAAUGUAGAAGAUAUCCACAAAGAUAUAUGUGAGACUAAUAAGAAAAAGAACAAAAAAGAUAAAUUAAAGGAAAAUAUCACUGAUCAAGCUAAAAACGCUAUAGAAUUAAAUGUUCCUAAAAAGAAAAUCAAGCUAACUCCAUUAACUAAUGUAGAAGAUAUCCACAAAGAUACAUGUGAGACUAAUAAGAAAAAGAACAAAAAAGAUAAAUUAAAGGAAAAUAUCACUGAUAAAGCUAAAAACGCUAUAGAAUUAAAUGUUUCUAAAAAGAAGAAGCCUGUUAAGCUUACUCAAUUAUCUACAGUAGAGGACAAUACUCUUAAAGAUGUAUCAUUAUCUCAUAGUGAUGAGAGAAAGCUAAAACAAUUAAUGAGAUCUAUCACUCGUGAAGUUUGGUCUCAAGAUAUAACAAAAUUGAAGAAAUAUAAACUUACCCAAUUGCCCGUUGUAGAGGACAAUAUUCGCGAAAAUAUAUGUCAAAUUAAUGAGAGAAAAAAGAAAAAGGAAAAACAAGAUACAUCAAAAAAUGUAAUCGAUAAACCUUCAUCUACAGAUAUUGAAAUAAAGAUUCCUAAAAAGAAGAAACGUGCUAAAUUUACUCAAUUACCUAUCGUAGAGGAUGCUCACGAAGAGGCAUGCCAAAUCAAUAAGAUUAAGAAGAAAAAGAAACAAAUUAAUACAGUUGAAGAGAAUACAAAUGUAAACAAAGACAAUAUGCUUCGAGAUAUUCGCGGGAAUAAAACAGAGUUACCACAGUACAAGAAGAAAAAUAAAGUCGUUAAUAGUUUAGAGUUGGAUUUACUUACAGAUAAACAAGAACAGCAAGUAAAAAAGAAAAUUAAACGGCAAGAGACAGUGGAAAAUAUUGAAACAAAGAAGAAAAAGAAAAAGAAGAAGGAAGAGGAAGAUACUUUGUCAAUACAAAUUCCAGCUCCAAAAAAGUCUGAGAAAAUUUUGUCUAGUAAAUUACGAUUACAAAAAACUACAUUAGGUAUGAGUGAAUCGAAAAAUGUAGCCUAUAACACUAAGAAACUAGAUGAAACUGAUGCAAAGCUGUAUACUGAAGAAUCGAGGUCCAAGAAGAAACGCAACCGAAGUGAAGAUAUUGAAAAUGCGAUCUGUAUGAAUAUUCCUACGAAAUCAAAGAAAGAAAUCAAAGAAAGAAAAUGUUUACUGCCUUCAAGCAGUCUGAAACGACUUCCGGACGAUGUGAUCGAAAAUCUUGCGGACGUGCCAACGAAAUCGAAAAAAAGACAGAAAACUUUGCGAGACAAGGAAAAAAUUGUAUCGUCAACAACGACGGGUAAAGUAAAGGUGACGACCACUGAUUGUGAUAACACAUUAAAUACUUCUGGUUGCACUACACAAUUCCGUGUAGUAAACUUGCAGAAGACUAAAAAACAGUCACUGAAAGGAGCUGCCGCUGCAACUUCGUUCAGAGAACGUAUGCUUGCUAGAAAUAACAGAGAACCAAUAUCGUCCUAUUUGAUGUUUUGCGAGAAAAUGAGUAAUUCCAAAUAAUAGAUUUUAUAAUAGAUGUUAUUUUUAGAUUUUACUGUCCGAA
Trachymyrmex septentrionalis is the source of this 6616-nucleotide messenger RNA. RefSeq names its product kinesin-related protein 4-like. NCBI's taxonomy places the organism in Eukaryota, Metazoa, Arthropoda, Insecta, Hymenoptera, Formicidae. The transcript has 6 exons. The record is from RefSeq and is a predicted model, not a curated record. The coding region runs from base 145 to 6573 and encodes 2142 amino acids.